GAAGGAUAAAUAAAUAAAUAACGGAUACAACUCUAGACAAACAUUUAGUUACUAAGAUGAUUAAAAGACAGAUUUAAAUUAAUGUUCUACAACAGUUUAAAAUAUAUAUAAUAAGUAAAAAUGUUUUAGGAUAUAGAUAGGAAAUGACUCUUAACUUGAUCGCAAAACGUAUUGAGUGAACUUUCCUAAUACAUUCCGGGAGUGAGUUCCAAAGCCGCACAGCAUGCACAGAGAAGGAGUAGGAAACAAAGUCUGUAAAGUGGCGAGGAAUCUCAAGAGUGAGAUUGCUAGAGGAAUGCAAUGAACAUUAUGUAGAGAAAGAGCGGUAGGAGAAGCAUUUUUUAAGAUAAGGCGGAGAGAAUGGGAGAAAAAGUAUAGAAUAAAGAACCGUAAGAGUGUGCAAGUCCCUGCGCCGGCGAAAUAAUAAUGUGUUAAAAAAAUCUAUUUUGUAACUGUCUAUUUUGUGUUUGGUUUGUACGUGGUGUCAUUGUUGACUGAAUAUCAGUGCAGUAGGCUUUGCUUAUUGCUUGUAUACUGAACUGCGGCCAGCUUUGACAAUGCACACCAUGGCACAGACUAUGACAUUGUUUUUUUUUCUGUUCUAUCCUCAUGUUUUUUUUAUUAUUUGAUUUUAAUUUAAUUUUAUUUAUUAUUUCAAGUUGUAUAUUGUGUACGUGACGUAUGUUGUCAAAAUAAAUGAAUUUUAUUCUAUAUAAAAAGCAAGAAAUACAAAAAAAAAUUAAACAAAAUAUUAAUGUUAAUAAAUAAAUCUUAAAUCUAUAUUUUCGAAGGUUCACAGUGUAUUUUCCUUAUACGCGUGACCAUGAAUUCAGUAAGCAAGUUAAUGAUAUAUAUUUAUCUAUGUUAUUUUUAUACUGUAUCUCAUUAUUUUAUCAUUCUGCUCUAAAGGCGUAUCAAUACCUACAUAGUUCGUAUAAUUUUUAUUUUUAUAUUUCUUCAUUGGAAUAGAUCAAUAGGUCUAAAAUAUACACAUUAAUAAAUGUCAUUUAUAAAAAAUCACAAACGUAUAAGCUAUUUAGUUAUGACCUUGCAAUGCGGGCAGACGUCUGUGUGGAUGUAAUUAAUGAAAUUGUAUUUAUUUUGAUAUAAAUUGACCUUAAUUGUGUAUGUAGGUACCUAGUUUGUAGCAAUUGUGAAUAUAGCAGUAUUUUCUAGUCGAAAAUGGAUUAUUUUUUAUUAUUUUGUGUGAUGUUAAUUCAAGUGUCUUCAGUAUUUCAAACUAAAGAAAUACGAAUAAAACGGGAAGAGGACGAAAGAUGGAGCUGGGGUUAUUUUAUUGAUGAGAAAAGAGAUGAUACUCAAGUCAGACUUUCAGACACACUGAAUCAAAAUGUAAAUAAUCCAUGCGAAAAACCACCCCCUGUUAAAGUGCCUGAUUUUAGCGCACCCGGCCGCAGGAUCAGCUACGUGAGUAAGUUAAUUCGUGAUAUAGAGAAUGAAAGUAGAGGUGGUUCUGUGCCUCAGGCUGUGGGUGGACGUCCGGCACUUCCUGGGGAGUUUCCACAUAUGGGUGCCAUUGGUUGGAAAUCAGUUUUGGGUUCUUGGAUAUUCAAAUGCGGUGGUUCUCUUAUUAGUAACAAAUUCGUACUUACCGCGGCGCACUGUUCCAAGGCUUCACAGAGGGACACUACCAUUGCCGACGUUGAUCCUAAGAUUGAGAACAACUUAAAUGAACAUGUGGAUGCCAUAAUAUUGAGGGUCAUUAGGCAUCCAGACUAUAAGCCACCAAAGAAGUACAAUGAUAUAGCUAUUAUAGAGUUACAAAAUGAAGUAACUUUUAAUAAAUAUAUUCAACCAGCGUGUCUAACAAGUGACUCUAAUAUCCCUUUGGUUGGUCAAAAAGCCUCUAUGACUGGAUGGGGAGUGGUGGAAACUGUUAAUCGCACCACGUCUCCGGACCUGCAAGUAGUGAUACUGGACUUAUUAGAUACAAAGCAAUGCGAUGACUUACUGAAGCCGUCAUGUAACAGGCAUUGGUGCGGUUUAAAAGAUCACCAGUUGUGUGCUGGAGUUUUGGCAGGCGGAGUGGACGCUUGCCAGGGAGAUUCCGGUGGUCCUUUGCAAAUCCAAAUGUCUCUUCCACAAAGAAACGACAAGUGUGACGCCGAUAAAUCAUGUAGAAGGAUGCAUCAAGUGAUCGGCGUGACGUCAUUCGGUAUCGGCUGCGCGUUACCCAAUCUGCCUGGCGUCUAUACAAGAGUCUCCAGCUACCUUGAUUGGAUUGAAAAUAUAGUUUGGAAAUAA
Molecule: messenger RNA, 2265 nt
Organism: Diatraea saccharalis (sugarcane borer)
Lineage: Eukaryota; Metazoa; Arthropoda; Insecta; Lepidoptera; Crambidae
Source: the annotation of a GenBank genome assembly